Nelumbo nucifera (sacred lotus) is the source of this 2129-nucleotide messenger RNA. RefSeq names its product MLO-like protein 4. Gene Ontology annotation, cellular component: membrane. The record is from RefSeq and is a predicted model, not a curated record. Lineage: Eukaryota; Viridiplantae; Streptophyta; Magnoliopsida; Proteales; Nelumbonaceae. Gene Ontology annotation, biological process: defense response.
GCACACCCUUUUUAAUUUCCCUUCGUACGGUCUACAGACAAAGCACCAAUGGGCAUUGGGCAAUGGCUAAUACCUUCACCACUACCUGACACCAUUAAUGGCUGCUUCUGAUCCCUGCACAAGAGGAAGUCCGCGACGACCAGCGAAUAAGCACCGUCAGCCACAGCGGCCAAGUGGGAGAUUUCGUUUCCAAGUCUGUAUUAGUAUUAGUAUUACUACUUCGACGUGUUCAACACUCAGAAACCAAGGAAUUCGAAUUUAGAUUUCAAUGGGAGGAGAGCUUAUGAAGGAAGGAAGGUCGUUGCCCGAAACUCCGACAUGGGCGGUCGCAACUGUCGUUACCCUCAUUGUUACUGUUGGGUUUAUGGUUCAACGCUCUUUGAAGAGAAUCGGAAAGUGGUUGAUUAGGACCAAGAGGAAAGCUCUUCUUGCUGCUCUAGAGAAGAUCAAGGAAGAGCUAAUGCUUUUUGGGCUUCUAUCGUUGCUGAUGGGUCACUGGACUAUAUGGGUAGCAAAGAUUUGUGUCAAACACACGGCCGCGAGCCGUCGGUUCUAUCCAUGUACAGAAGAGAGUUACUAUGGGAGAACAACCCAUUCGAAAUACAUGCUCAUUGCAACCGUCCACUCCUCCAACCAAUCGGUUUCUCAAGGGCUAACCCGGGUGCAUGAUUAUUGCCCUGAGGGCCAUGAACCUUUCGCUUCGUUUGAAAGUCUUGAACAGCUUCAUCGUUUUUUAUUCGUUCUUGGCGUAACUCAUGUUUCUUACAGCUUUAUCACUGUUGCAUUGGCUAUGCUUAAGAUCUAUAGCUGGAGGAAAUGGGAAAACCAGGCAAAGCUAAUGGCGAUUCAGGGUUUACAAGGUUCUUCAGAGGCUACUGUAAAGAAUGUGGGAAUUAGCAGGCUAUCUACUUUCAUUUUCCAUCAGACUUCCCAUCCAUGGAGCCAGCACAAAAUUCUUGUGUGGAUGCUUUGUUUCAGCCGUCAAUUUUGGAGUUCUAUAAACAGAGCUGACUAUAUGGCACUGCGAUUGGGCUUCAUUACUAAUCAUGAACUCCAUUUGUCCUAUGAUUUCCAUAAUUAUAUGGUGCGCAGUAUGGAGGAUGAAUUUUGUGAUAUUUUAGGAAUCAGUUUGCCUCUCUGGAUUUAUGCUAUAUUAUGCAUAUUCAUAGACUUCCAUGGAACUAAUGCCUACUUUUGGCUUUCUUUUGCUCCAGCUAUUCUGAUUCUACUCAUUGGUACAAAACUGCACCGUAUAGUUGUUAAGUUGGCUGUUGAGAUCAUGGACACAAAUCCAGUUAUGGGAAAUCAGUUUAACCUAAGAGAUGAACUCUUCUGGUUUGGGAAACCCAAGCUUCUGUUAUGGUUGAUACAAUUAAUUUCUUUCCAGAAUGCAUUUGAGAUGGCAACCUUUAUUUGGUCUCUGUGGGAGAUACAGGGACCCUCCUGUUUCAUGGAGAAUCUUGUGUUUCUUAUCAUCCGCCUGGUAUCUGGGGUCAUUUUUCAGUUUUGGUGUAGUUACAUCACAUUUCCACUAUAUGUUAUCAUUGCACAGAUGGGAACAAGAUUUAAAAAGUCCAUAGUUUCUGAAAAUAUCAGAAGAUCACUUCAUGGGUGGCGAAGGAGAGUGAAGUCCAGACUAAAUAAGUUUCCCGGUGGCCUUACCACUGCAACAUCAACCACCUCUUUGGAUUCAUUGGCGGAUGAGAGAGCUGAUAAUGACGAUUGCCCCCCAAUUUGCGUAGCAGGGACUUCAUCAAGAUUUGAAGAAAUAUUAAGCUACCCUCAACCAGUGGUCAUGGUGCAAGACCACCUUUCUGAACAAAACCCAAGUGACGGGGGUUCACCAGUUUCGCAUUGUUCUGGCCCCACCUAUGAUAUUUCUGAUCAUGAUCAUGAUGAUGACGGUGGUUGUGGUGGUGGUGGUGGUGAUGAUGAAAUAGAAUGCAUCAUGUCUUCCGCCACCUGAAUCCUUUAGGUAUAUACAGAACUUUCAUGUCAAUAGUUUCUCACUAACUCAGUUCUGUUCAAAUUUACACGCAGUAUUUUUGUAACUUGACCCAUUAACCAGGCCCUCCGCCCUCAGCGCUUGAUGUAGACAGGAAAUCAGUAGAAGAGGGGGUUUUUCUUUU